GUAAAAUAAUGUGUCUUCCUACUGAUUGUUAUUUCCAUUUUUAAACACUAUAGCAAGCAUAGCUGGCCACCAUCUCAUCAUGUCUACUGAAGAUGAAAGUACUAUCAACAGCCAGCCUGAGCAACAGGCUCCACCAAAAGCUCAACCUUCAAGGAAGGAAAAAAAGAAAGGGCCAGAGAAGACGGAUGAAUCUCUCUUGGCCAGAUUCAAAGGUGAUGGUGUAAGAUACAAAGCUAAACUGAUUGGCAUUGAUGAUGUCCCAGAGGCAAGAGGAGACAAAAUGAGUCAGGAUUCAAUGAUGAAGCUGAAGGGAAUGGCAGUGGCAGCCCGGUCCCAAGGUCAACACAAACAGAAGAUCUGGGUGAACAUCUCCCUCUCUGGUAUCAAGAUAAUAGAUGAGAAAACUGGGGUCAUAGAGCAUGAGCAUCCAGUAAACAAAAUCUCCUUUAUUGCUCGGGAUGUAACAGACAAUCGUGCCUUUGGCUAUAUAUGUGGAGGAGAAGGCCAGCACCAAUUUUUUGCCAUAAAAACAGCACAACAGGCUGAGCCUCUGGUUGUUGAUCUUAAGGACCUCUUCCAACUAAUAUAUAAUAUGAAGAAAAAGGAAGAAGAUGACAAGAAAAAGACUGAAGAAUCAAGUGAGACUGAGAAUGAUAGUGAAGCACUACCUGCUGAUCAAGCUGACAAAAUGAAACUGGGAGUUGACCAGAUGGACUUGUUUGGGGAUAUGUCAACACCUCCUGAUAUGAGCAGUCCCACAGAAGCUAAAGAGAUUCUGUUAGUGGAUCUAAAUUCUGAAAUUGAGACCAAACAGACUUUUACAAAAGAGGAUCUCUUCUUGAAUGGCAUCACAACCUCUGUUCCACAACCAAAGCCACAACCAUCCUUCUUGCCUGAGAGUUCUUUCUCUGCCAGUCUCAGCUUCUUUCCCACACCUAAUCCAGACCCUUUCAGUGAUGAUCCUUUCGCACAGCCAAACCAAUCUGCACCAGAUUCAUUUGAUUCUCUAAAAUCUGCUGAUCAGAAGAAGGAAAGUCCAAGUACCUUGACAUCGGUGGGUAAUGGUGCUUCAAAUGGUGAUACUGACUACUUUGGUAAACAGUUUGACCAGAUUUCUAACAGAACUGGCAAACAGGAAGCACUAACAAGCCAGUGGCCACUUGAGAGUAAGUCGCCUGCAGCAAGAAUUCAAAAUGGGGUACCAGAAAGAGAACAAAAUGGCUUGCUUAACGCCCCAUCAAACCUGUUUGUGGAAGGUCCUUCCAAAGGUGUAUCUCUGCAGAAUGGAGUAAAGCUGGAUUUUGAAAGCAAUACCCAGCUCAUGUCACACGAGUCUAUAACAAUUAGCCCACCACCACAAAGUACCAAGCCAGGAAGAGGAAGGAGGUCUGUCAAGACUACAUCGAGUGACUUAUUUAGCUCAGAAUUCUUUGUGCCAACUGCAGAGAGCCUUAGUUUGAACUCAUUGCCACCUGGGUCACUGGACCUCUUCCAGACGAAUCCUACCACAGCACCUGCAUUGGUUACUCAAGGUGGCAUUCCACUAACUCCAUCACCAUGGAAUACACAGACACCUGCCUUCACUCAGGCUGCAUCAGUCUUUGCUGGAUCUGUGAUGCCUGCUCAGUCUACGGGAUUUACUCAGCCACUAGCCUUUCAUGCUCAAGCAGUGCCAAGCUGGAACCAGCCUGCAUCUUUUGGUCCAGCAGCCCCUCAGUGCCCUAGUAUCUGGGCAAAGCAAGCACAAGUUCCAUCUAGUUCAUGGCCACAGCCAUCCAGUGCUGUAAAUCCCUUCCAGAGUAGUUUAUUCCCAUCUUCAACACUACCUGCUCAGACAUCAUCUGUACUGCCCUCCAUGUCAACAACUGGCCCACCUCAGCCACCACCUAGAGCUGCACCUCAGAAGGAUCUAUCCAAGAAAGAGAGUGAUGCUUUUACUGCUCUGGAUCCACUUGGUGAUAAAGAGAUGAAAGAUGUCAAGGAAAUGUUCAAAGACUUCCAGCUGACAAAACCACCUGCAGUACCAGCAAGGAGAGGAGAGCAGCAAAGCCUUUCAGAACCGCCAAAGCCUGUUCCCCGACAGAGUGUGCUGCCAGCUGAUGACCUGUUUGAAAGUCAAGCUAAAACAGACCUUUUCUGUGCUUCAUCUGAAGAAUCUCAGAAACCACCUUCUGGUCCUUUUGGUGACCCUUUUGGCAACCCAUUUGCAUAG
Opisthocomus hoazin is the source of this 2212-nucleotide messenger RNA. The record is from RefSeq and is a predicted model, not a curated record. NCBI's taxonomy places the organism in Eukaryota, Metazoa, Chordata, Aves, Opisthocomiformes, Opisthocomidae.